GCUACUUUUAUUGCAGGAAUACGGUGCCGACCAGUUUAAAUAAAAUUUGUGCUGACUAAGUAAUAUACGCAUCAUUUAUCCAUAUUAAGACCGUGGCUUUUGACAACACUGGAGGUGCAGUAUCUCUUACUGGCCUCCAGGUGAAGCUUUAACCGCAAGCAAGCUCGACAUUCGAUUCAAUGACGGCGACAUGCAACAAAACCAGUUGUAACAGCGGAGGAGGUCACCUAUAUUAGUUGGAUUACCAACAACACGACCCUCAUCUUUCGGUACGACCGUCACAUCCAAGACUAUGACGCAAGCCAAUGGUCAAAUGAAUGGGCAACUUAACACGAAUUCAGACUACCUCAAGAAUAAAGACAAAGAAGAUGAACCCUUGCUCCGAGACAACCCAAGAAGAUUUGUCAUUUUCCCAAUCCAAUAUCCUGACAUUUGGAAGAUGUAUAAGCAGGCACAGGCUUCUUUCUGGACAGUUGAGGAGGUGGAUCUAUCGAAGGACUUUGCUCACUGGAACAAACUGAAACCUGACGAAAAGCACUUCCUGUCCCACAUCUUGGCUUUCUUCGCUGCCAGUGAUGGAAUCGUCAACGAGAACCUGGUCCAGAGGUUCAGUCAGGAGGUGCAGAUCCCGGAGGCUCGCUCCUUCUAUGGUUUCCAGAUCCUCAUAGAGAACGUCCACUCAGAGAUGUACAGCAUGCUCAUCAAUACGUACAUCCAGGACCUGCAACAAAGAGAGCAUCUCUUCAAUGACGAGACAAUGCCUUGUGUGAAACGCAAAGCAGAUUGGGCAUUUCAGUGGAUCAAUGAUGAUAAAUCUACAUUCGGGGAGCGAAUUGUCGCUUUUGCAGCAGUUGAAGGCAUUUUCUUCUCGGGUUCCUUUGCUUCCAUCUUCUGGCUAAAGAAGAGAGGGCUGAUGCCUGGCCUGGCCCACUCCAAUGAGCUGAUUAGUAGAGACGAGGGUCUGCACUGUAAUUUCGCCUGCCUGAUAUACAAGCACCUGGUGAAGAAACCGUCAGAGGACAGAGUCAAGGACAUCAUCACCAAAGCUGUCAGCAUUGAACAGGAGUUUCUGACAGAGGCCUUGCCCGUGGCUCUGAUUGGAAUGAACUGCGGUUUAAUGAACCAGUACAUUGAAUUUGUCGCUGAUCGACUCCUCUGGGAACUUGGGCUGGCCAAGGUUUACAAAGUUGAAAAUCCGUUUGACUUCAUGGAGUCCAUUUCGUUAGAGGGCAAAACCAACUUCUUUGAGAAGCGAGUGGCUGAGUAUCAGAAGUUUGGAGUCAUGUCCAGUAUGAUGGACGGGGAAUUCACAGUUGAUGCUGACUUUUGACUUGUUACAUAAACUCUUUUUUACUGUACAGUAUAUUUAUUGAAGGGGUUCAAAUCAAUGCGAAAUAUGAUUUUAGGCCUACUGCUGGCUUCAGAAUAAAACUAUUAGAAAGAUAGACUUAAGAAAAAGGAUACCAUGCCAUAUGUUUUACAAAUAUGAUAUAUCAUUUUAAUGUUUUCAUGUCCAAUAUAAUUGACGGGGAAUUACUGCUGACAGCGACUUUUGACUUAACUUUUUUCAUUUUUUUAAUGUGCAGUAUUAUUGAGCAUGAUCAAUUCAUUAUUUAAGGGGUUAAGGUGAACAUGUACUUUCAUAAUUGGGCCUACUACAAGCUACAGAAUAAAACUAAUGAGACGGAUUUAAGAGAAACGGUUAAACCAUACCAUAUGUAUGACCAAUAGGAUUUAUCCUUUUUAUGUUGCAAUAAUGAAAUGUUUUCUAAUAAAAUUAUCUGGAGUAUUCUUACGUA
Messenger RNA from Gadus morhua (Atlantic cod), 1799 nucleotides. It is a transcript of the gene rrm2b, whose product is annotated as ribonucleotide reductase M2 b. The record is from RefSeq and is a predicted model, not a curated record. Gene Ontology annotation, molecular function: ribonucleoside-diphosphate reductase activity, thioredoxin disulfide as acceptor. Gene Ontology annotation, cellular component: cytosol. NCBI's taxonomy places the organism in Eukaryota, Metazoa, Chordata, Actinopteri, Gadiformes, Gadidae. Gene Ontology annotation, biological process: deoxyribonucleotide biosynthetic process.